Messenger RNA from Dendrobium catenatum, 1391 nucleotides. Its product is annotated as protein OSB1, mitochondrial. The transcript has 5 exons. The record is from RefSeq and is a predicted model, not a curated record. Gene Ontology annotation, biological process: positive regulation of helicase activity; mitochondrial DNA replication. Gene Ontology annotation, cellular component: mitochondrial nucleoid. Bases 164 to 1039 code for a protein of 291 amino acids. NCBI's taxonomy places the organism in Eukaryota, Viridiplantae, Streptophyta, Magnoliopsida, Asparagales, Orchidaceae. Gene Ontology annotation, molecular function: single-stranded DNA binding.
CAAUUUGGGCCCGGAAAACCAACCGUGACCCGCCCAUCACCCACAUCGAACCCGAAACUUAGGUCCUAAGCUCCUUCGUUUCCUUCGUGACUCGACACCUCUUGGAGCGGUCGUCUUCUCGACCUGCCGUCGGUGACCAAAACCCUAGCUGCUUCCCGUCUCCAUGAGGUCCCUAUCUCGAUUCCUCUCCUCCUGCGCCAUUUCCCAAAGUUUCUUCGACAACUUCUCUUCCGGUCCUUUCGUCAGCUUCUUCUCUUCCUUCAGUAGCGGAAGUAUAGUACCCGAAAGCAUCGCCUACCGCCGUUCGAUGCUCCGUCCACCUUCAAUUGCGGCACCUCGGAAGCUGCGCUAUAAUGUUUGCAGUUUCAUUGGAACGAUAGUUAGCCGCGUGCGAAGCUCGGGCGAGUGCAGCCACGGUAUGCGGGCUUUCGCCUUUCUAAAGGUGAGGAGCGAUCCGCGUUUGCAGAACUCAUCGUGUUUCUGUGUUUGCCUUCGGAUGCAGGGUAAGCUGGCAGAAAUAUCACUGCAGCAUUUGAAACAGAAUGAUUUCAUUUACGUUUCUGGUCCUUUAGGCUCAUAUGAAAGGAUCAAUGCAAGUGGUCGGUCUGAAAUCAUUUACAAGGUUUUUGUGCAAGAUUUAAAUUUUGUGAGACGACUCGAACAGCAUUGCACAACAUCAAUGCCGGUAGAACCGGACGCAGGGAAAUUACCAUCUUCCCUAUCUGGUUCUUCACUGAAGGAGGAAAUGGCAGGUGAAUCUGGCACAAUACCUGAAAAGCAGAAUUUAGAAAGGCUACAUCUUUGGCAGCUGUUCUUUGCUAGCCCCAGUGAGUGGUGGGACAACAGGAGGUCUAAGAAAAACCCUAGCUUUCCAGACUUCAAACACAAGGAUACCAAGGAAUGUUUGUGGCUUAGUCCAGAUGACCCUCCUUGGGUAAGAGAGCAGCUUCAACUGUAUGAUGCAAACAUAGCAAGCAGCUUGAAGAGGGAUGCCAACAUUUUGCUUGAUUCAUGCAAGUGGAAAUUCAAGGAUUUUUAACUAUUUUCUCUAUCAGAAUGCUUGCACUGGAGGCAGACAUGGAUUAAUAGAACAAGCAGUGCUUGAACAUAUGAAGGGGAAUUGUACUUCAGAAUUCUGUAUUGGGAAAAGGUAUGAUAAUUUAUUAGAAGAAUUUCAGGAAGGGUCAUAAUGUUGCUUGGCAAAUUGGUUGUUAAAAUCCCAAAAUCUAGUGUCAUGUGGUGGAAAUUUUUUUUUAAAAAUAGGCAUGAGAUGAGUUGAAUUAGAAAUUUUAAAAAUAUUGUAAAUAUUAGUAGAUAUAUAGAAUGUGCAUGAAAAUUUGAUUUUAUAUGCUUCAUAAUAGUAGUAAUGGAAGAAUAUGCUCGUUGUUUAA